Fonsecaea monophora is the source of this 1281-nucleotide messenger RNA. RefSeq lists its product as hypothetical. The record is from RefSeq and is a predicted model, not a curated record. The transcript has 2 exons. The coding region runs from base 1 to 1281 and encodes 426 amino acids. Lineage: Eukaryota; Fungi; Ascomycota; Eurotiomycetes; Chaetothyriales; Herpotrichiellaceae.
AUGCCACCUUCGUACACCCGACAUGCCUACUUUUGCGAGCUGAAAUUCCCUGCCAUCGACACCAUCGACACCCUGAAGGGCAAGUCGAAUUUCUAUCGAUGGCACUCUGACAUCCAGCCGGUUCUCCUGUCCAAUCCCCAUUCUUCGGAUCUGAUACUUGGCAGCUGGGCGGAACCUCAAUCUCCGCCCUCUUGGAGCGUCGAAGACCAAGCUUCGGUCGAUAAGGAACGCAGAGAAUGGAACGCGGCCAACACAGCGACGUGUCGCUUCAUUCGGGCCACGUUGGCCAUGAAUGUCGGCCCGUUUGUGCGCCAAUACACCACUGCAAAGACACUCUUCUUCAAUCUCGUGUGGCUGUACGGAGAAGACGCCGGGAUUGACACUCAGGGUGGCCCGCCGGUACCUAUGAAUGCUGAGAAUGUGAAUGCAAAGAAAGGUCGUGCCAGUCUUCUAGCCGCGCUCGAAGCCAAAAGAACCAUGGACUAUCUGCCACCUGUGUGCGCGAACUCGAAAUCAUCGGCUUCGACCGCCCCAGCUCACAGCAGCAACAACAAUAUCAGCAACGAGGUCACAUCUCUUUCAGCAUCGGCAACAGAUCCUUCCGCGUUUCGCGAACUGUCGCUGAAACCCACGAAUACCCCGAACCUCACGAGCACACCAGAUCGAAACACGACAACUGCCCGUCUAUUCGACCGGACGCACACCAUCUCCUCUUCCGAAACCAACCUGGAGACCAUCCAUGAACACGACGAGCCGCAUCCAGGUAGACGUGUGCCUUCCGGGUACGUGAUAGACUUUGACUUCAACCUCUGCGGCGGCGGCGGAGGAGGAAGAGGAGACGAAGCGAAGUCGGGUACCGGGACUGGGACCAGCAGCAUCGUCAGCCCCUUUUCCCCCUACGACUCGGGAAGUGAAUACGAUGAUGAUGAUUAUGACGACGACGAGGUUGAUUUCCACGACGAACGCCGCCGCCACCGCCGCUUCGAAGACAGCGACUUUGAAACGGGCUCCGACCAGAACGCCGCCGCCAGGAGGAGGAAUCCAAACCUCGUCGUGCCGGGAGGUGCAAAGACGGGGGGCGGCAUCACGUCGAUCCUGAAGACCGUCACUACUCGCAACAACAACAACAGCGACAAAACCAGGACUUGGAAACGUCGAGACAGAUUCAACUUUUCAUUCCCGCUGCGACGCUUGAAUCCAGAGCUGGGGCCGGGGAAAGCGGAGGGAACAGGUUUUGGAGAGAGAAAAGGAAAGGGAGAUGGAAAAGGCGGGGGGCCCUGA